AUGGCAUGGCCUCCAUCACAUCAAUAUCACAAGAAGCUCCGCCGCCGAGAAUACGCCGCUCAUCCAUUCAUCUUUACAAUCUUCACAAUGUUCUCGUACCGUGUAAGAUCCGCAGUAUUGGAUGCAAAGAUCUACCACAGUCACAGUGCCACUGUCCUUGAGGAUAAUUUACGCAUUACCUAUUUUGGUGCUGCCGCCGUAUUAUCUCCCGUGCGGCGUGCAGUGUAUAUAAAGGUAGAUGGCCGAAUUAACAGUCGAGUAUGA
This is a messenger RNA of Sclerotinia sclerotiorum 1980 UF-70, 264 nucleotides long. RefSeq lists its product with no specific name. The transcript has a single exon. The record is from RefSeq and is a predicted model, not a curated record. NCBI's taxonomy places the organism in Eukaryota, Fungi, Ascomycota, Leotiomycetes, Helotiales, Sclerotiniaceae. Bases 1 to 264 code for a protein of 87 amino acids.